AUGAAAAGGAAUAGGAAAAAUGAGGAGAAGGAGGAGGAGGAUAUUGAGGGAUCAGAAUCGGAUUUCGACGAAGAUGUGGAUCACGUCACUGAAGAUGAGGAAUCCGAUUCCGAGGAAUCCGACGACGGGUUUGUAGAGGAAGCUUUUGAAAGCGAGUCGUCGGACUAUGAAUCGGGUGAUGAGGAGGCGGACGAGCAAGAUUCUGAGUUAUCUGACGCAGAAUUCGACGAGGACACAAAGCUCCCGAUUCUGACACUAAAGUUGUCAGAAACGCUGCUAAAAAACGCAAGCGCGCACACAAAUGGCGCAAUUAAGAGGUUGGUUGCCGUGUUCUCGUCCGUAGUGUCGUCAGUGGCCUCGAGUCAGAUUAAGUUGACCUCGAGCUCCGAUGUUAAGAAGCAGCCAAAGGAUUCGAACGUGAAACUAAAGUUUAAGUACCUGAAGAACGAGAAUAAAAGGCUGCUGAGAGGCACUGCGAGUCGGUACUCGGACGCAAAGAAGCCCCCGACGAAGAAGUACGCGGUCAAGGACACGGAUGUGUACAACACGUUCGUGGCGAAGACGGCGGACGUGAUGAGCGACUACAUGAAGGAGAAGAGCGUGCUCGCGAACAAAGAAGAAGUGCUGGCAGCAGCGCCGAUGAUAAGAAGGUUCCUGUCGACCGCGCUGCUGCAGCUGGCCUUCACGUUCGACGACUUCGACCUGACGAGGUCGACGCUGAUAUCGCUGACGGCGACGCACGCAAUGAGGUGGAUAUGCACGUUCAGGCAGCUGAACAGCCAGUUCGCAAAGGUGGUGAGCUCGCUGAUGACGGCGCACCCGCAGAAGCUGACGAGGAUCAACUGCUUCCAGUUCCUCUCGGAGUACCUGAAGUGCGCGACGGACGCGAAGCUGAUGAGCGUGCAGCUGGCGCCGAGAGCAUACCUGAUCAACUACUCUAAAUUAACGGACUCGGAGAGGAAGAGCGCGUCGAACGAAAGCGUUAACCUGCUGCUGAAAAGGUGCUACUCAAGUCACAUAAGGGCAGUGAUGAACGGAGUGACGCUGAAGAACUUUAGUCUUAUCAAGCUCACGCAAAACUGCAUAAGUGAGCUGUACCUGCAGGCGCCGCAAGACAACGUGUACGUGCACGCAUUCAGGUCGAUAAGAGACCUGGCGUUCAACGUGCGCAGAGAGUGGAACAGCAGCAACCAGAAGAGCGCGAAGAAGGGGUCGUCGAGCAAGAAGGCGAAGAGGAAGCUGCCGGACGAAGAGGAUGCGCUCGACCAGGGGAAGCACAAGCCUGCGAUGCAGUUUGAGGUAUGCUCCUGGGGGUUCAUAGAGAGCAUAAACAUAUGGAUAAGCGUGAUCUCGAGGUCGGGAGAAAACAUGAAGGCGCUGGUGUACCCGCUGGUCACGGUGAUCAACGCGCUCGUGAAGAUAAAGAUCAACUCGAAGAGAUAUGUGCCGCUCGUCCUGCACCUCCUCACGGCGCUGAAUCAGCUGUCGGACGGAGUGAACAAGUUUAUUCCAAUAGGCUCCUUUAUAUUCUUCGUGCUGGACACGUUGAAAUCGUUCAAACACAACAAACCUGUCAAAGAUGAACUGGAAAAGUCUGAAGACAUCAUGAUAAAGCUGAAGCUCAGCAAGAAGAAUUUGCACUCGGACCAGGUUCGUAAGCUGCUCUACAAGCAUGUCGAGUUGGUCCUCGUGGACCACCUGGGUCUCGUCUCUCUCAAUCCCAGCUUCCCCGAAUUCACGAACCCAGUCACGCAUAUCCUGAAGAAGCACAUCAAGUCGCUGAGUGUGCCCAGCGAGUUCAAGAGCGCAGUGAACGCUCUCUUCAAGAUCAUGAAGGAGUCCAGCGAAACCGUCACCGACAAGCGCGAGGAGCUCCCGCCGGAGCCGAUGGACAUCCUGAAGGUGUUCGAGGGGACGAAGGUGGCGAUGCACGAGUACCGGCAGCAGCUGCUUUCCAAGUAUCAGCUGAUGAACAGGGAAAAGUUACUCUCGACCUUACAAGAUUUCUCAAUUUAA
Molecule: messenger RNA, 2016 nt
Organism: Theileria orientalis strain Shintoku
Lineage: Eukaryota; Apicomplexa; Aconoidasida; Piroplasmida; Theileriidae
Exons: 4
Coding region: 1-2016 (671 amino acids)
Biological process (GO): ribosomal large subunit biogenesis
Cellular component (GO): nucleolus; Noc1p-Noc2p complex; Noc2p-Noc3p complex
Source: RefSeq, a predicted model, not a curated record